UGAAAUGGCGGCAGCUUCAAAAUCUAUUUUGCCUUUGGGUUAUGUGGACGAGUUUGUAAGUGAAGUUGAAAGAGAUUUGGAGUGUUCAAUUUGUCAUCUUCCACUUAAGGACCCUGUUCUCACCAGAUGUGGACACCGAUUCUGCAAAGAAUGCCUCUCGAGGAGAAUUUUAGAAGGAUGCUGAUGAAAAACCCUUCACUUGCCCGGAGGACAGAGGAACUCUGGUCAGAAAGCAGGAUAUUUUUCCAGACAAAGCAAUGGAAAGGAAGAUUCUUUCGUUUGCCAUCAUAUGUCCAAGUGAUGGAUGCGAGUGGAUUGGGGAACUAAGAAAUAAAGAGACUCACUUGAAUACUUGCUUGUUCAAAGUCAUACCCUGUACAAACGAGAACUGUCUCGAGGAGGUACAACGACAACAACACGAGCAACACGUGACUGCCACAUGUCAGUGGAGAAUUCUCAAAUGCAAUUACUGUAGUGAGCCACACCCAGAGUGUCAAAUGCAGGUGUCUCAAGCUCCCAGUAACUUGUCCAAACAGUUGUGGUCUUACAAUUUCCAGGGAAAUGAUCCCGAGUCAUAUCAAAGAGGAAUGUUUACUCACCAUAGUGUGCUGUUCUUAUGUUCAGAUGGGUUGCUAAACAAAGGUUAAGCGUCAAGCAGUGGAAUCUCACCUCCAAUCUGCUGUAAGAAUCCAUCUUGAAUUAACUGUUGUUAAGUUAAACGAGGCAAAAGAAAAUUUAGGUCAUACUCAGUCGAAAUUGGAUCAGACAGAAUCUAAAUUUGCAGACACAGCACUGAAGUUGGAGGAGACUCGAUAUAAAUUGCAGGAAACAGCAACUGAAUUAAGUAAAACAAAAAUUCAAUUGGUUAACACAACGAAGACAACAGAUGAUUUAAAGAGGGAACUCGAGACACUACAAAGAGAGUUGAAGAGAAAAUGGUAAUGGUGAAAAGUGAAUCUAGUGAUUUUCCUUCUAUGUU
Stylophora pistillata is the source of this 979-nucleotide messenger RNA. Its product is annotated as TNF receptor-associated factor 5-like. Lineage: Eukaryota; Metazoa; Cnidaria; Anthozoa; Scleractinia; Pocilloporidae. The record is from RefSeq and is a predicted model, not a curated record.